AUGGUGAAUAAUUUCUGGGCUCAUUCUAAGUCUUAUAAUAGGAACGCAUAUGUGCAGACCCUUGAGAAAAAGAUCGAGAAUCUGGAAACGUCCCUUCUUCGUUCGGGGCUCAUACAACUUCAGACCUUAGACCCGACAUCUUCGUUAGGGUCUAGUGAUGUACGAUCGUUGGCACGCACAGACAGACAACCCAGUGCAUCCUUGUCGCCUCCCGGAGAACCCUCUACUAGUCCGACAGUCGAGCAGAUUUGCGAAACAGAUAUCCCGACAUCGAAUGUGCCAACGACGAAGCCCUCGAGUGGAGCAAAAAGUCAAAUAUCAGCAGUAUCUCGAGAGAGGUUCUUUGCGUUGCUCCCAAAUGAGAACAUCGUGAAACGUCUUCGUGUCCAAGUGCGUCGCGGCCCAUUCACCAGUGCUAUAUUUACAGAGCUUCCGCCAAAGGGCCAUCUUCAAUCUUUGUUUGAAGUAGCCUACGAUGAUUUCAACUGUCUGUGGCCGUUAUUCAAUCCAUCUAACUUGGUGUCACUCCUUGAUGAGCACUACGCAAGUGAUGCUGCCUCACCCCACGGUGAUUUUGGGCGCUGGGGUCUGCUGAACGCCGCAGUAGCGAUUGCAAUUCAGUCCCGAGCAGCCGAGGAUUCAUGUCGUGAAAUGAUCGAUCUAUCAUGGCACUUCUUCAAAAAUUCGUUCAGUGUGUUACCAGCGAUUCUCUCUCGGGGUACAGAUCUCCUGGCUCUGGAAGCACUUCUGGCCAUGGCCCUAUUCAUGCAAGGAUCAAGUGAUUCACGGACAACCUCCACUCUAAUUUCUGAAGCUGCGAGGUUAUCAUUAACGCUCGGAUUUCACAGAAAGACUUUUUAUGUGGGCAUGGAUCCGGUCACUGCUGAGCGCCACAGGCGCGCAUUCUGGAUUGCAUAUAUACUUGAUAAGGACAUGUCCAUCAAAACUGGAAUGCCGUCCGUUUACAACGACGACGAUAUCAGUCUUGAUUAUACAAAUUCAGAUUCACUCGGUUGCCCUGGGAAGGUUUUCGCCUCCGAAACCUGUGUGGAAGCUAUUGUUUUCCGACUACGGGCCCAGCUGGCCGUGAUCGAAUCAAAAAUCCAGAAUCAGUUGUAUUCUGAAAAGAGCACUGGUUGCAGUGCAAGCCAGCUUUUACAGGCAGUCAUGGAGCUGGAUUACCGGCUUGAGGAUUGGAAGGGAAAGGUCCCUUUAGAUAUACAACCAGGCCACAUCAUUUGGUCGGCCGUUGCUCCGCGAAACGAACCUAUAAUCAUAUUACAUUUUGUUUUCUAUCGCGCUAUGAGCGCAGUUCACAGUUUCGCGGCGCAUCUUUUGCCAGUUGAGGAUGUCACUCUCUAUUCACAAUCCAUUUCUUCAGGGAUUAUUCAGACGAGCAUGGCCCAGGAAUCGGUGCGCCUGCUGCAGCAUUUACGGCCCCAGAUACCAGGAUAUCUCUGGCAGAUUCUCUUCUAUCCUUUGUCUGCAUGCAUUGCACUGGUAGCAAUUUUGCUUAAACAGCCCUCCGACGUGCGAGCAAGAUCCCACUUGGGACACAUUGGUGAUUUUGUCAAGUUUCUCACCAAGGUUCAACAACGUGGAGACCUUGAUGUGGAGCGCAUGCUCUGUCUCUGCACUCAAUUUCAAAAAAUCGUGCUUGAUACAAUCCCAGCAGAGACAGACGUGCUCCAGUCAGCAGCCAGUGGUUGUUACCCCAGCCCACAUGCGAAGGCUCAAGUAAGUCCAGGGACACAUGGAUGA
Messenger RNA from Aspergillus terreus NIH2624, 1761 nucleotides. Its product is annotated as fungal specific transcription factor domain-containing protein. Lineage: Eukaryota; Fungi; Ascomycota; Eurotiomycetes; Eurotiales; Aspergillaceae. Gene Ontology annotation, molecular function: zinc ion binding; DNA binding. The transcript is spliced from 2 exons. The record is from RefSeq and is a predicted model, not a curated record. Bases 1 to 1761 code for a protein of 586 amino acids. Gene Ontology annotation, biological process: DNA-templated transcription.